AUGCGGUUAUGUGAAGGAAUGAAUGCUCCAUGUCUACACCUCAUAGCAGCAAUCAAGUUUUCAAAUCAGCUGUCACGUGCAGAAUUGCAUCUUGGGGAUGCAUGGUCAACCAAAACGUAUCGACUUGUUUACGAUGAAGCACUCGAAGUGGAGCCAUUUGUGACAAAAAGUGGACUGGUAAAGAGUGAGAAUCUUCCACCAAAUCCGUUCGGAAGAAAAGGUCGACCAAAAAAGAAGCGAAUCGAAUCACAGCAUGUCACACUAGAAGUUGACGCGCCAAAAAGUAUUUUUCGAUGCGGCAGCUGUAGUCAAGUGGAGCACAUCAAGCGUCGAUGCACCAGUAAUCGGUAG
Plasmopara halstedii is the source of this 351-nucleotide messenger RNA. RefSeq lists its product as uncharacterized. The record is from RefSeq and is a predicted model, not a curated record. Bases 1 to 351 code for a protein of 116 amino acids. The transcript has a single exon. NCBI's taxonomy places the organism in Eukaryota, Oomycota, Peronosporomycetes, Peronosporales, Peronosporaceae.